Nasonia vitripennis (jewel wasp) is the source of this 3511-nucleotide messenger RNA. RefSeq names its product glucose dehydrogenase [FAD, quinone]. Gene Ontology annotation, molecular function: flavin adenine dinucleotide binding; oxidoreductase activity, acting on CH-OH group of donors. NCBI's taxonomy places the organism in Eukaryota, Metazoa, Arthropoda, Insecta, Hymenoptera, Pteromalidae. The coding region runs from base 70 to 2013 and encodes 647 amino acids. The transcript has 2 exons. The record is from RefSeq and is a predicted model, not a curated record.
UCAAUCGCGGAUACCCUUACGUAGAGUCGUCUAAAGAUUAAACAGUCGUUUUUUCUUCUAAUUUAAAAAAUGUCUAAUUCACAUUUGUAUAUUGCUGCUAUUAUUAUCACUAUUGAAUUGUGCAGUGCGGGAAAAGAUAAAGCAGAACGAUAUGUCAACUUGUAUGGUUUUUCGAACGAUGAGACACCGUUCAAUAAACUGCUUGGAGGUGUAAGCUUUGGCUUAAUGAAAUUCAUGGGCGAGACUGGUGAUACGAUGCAGGCAGGAAAACCAGAUAUGACACCGAGUGACAAUCAAGAGUUCGAUUUUAUUGUCGUCGGUGCUGGCUCUGCAGGUGCGGCGCUCGCUGCAAGACUAUCUGAAGUAGCAGAUGUGACCGUUUUAUUAAUAGAGGCGGGUCGCAAUGAGAACACCAUGAUGGAUAUACCAAUUUUAGUAAAUUAUCUUCAAUUUCUGGACACUGUUAAUUGGAAAUAUCAAACAGAAUCGUCCGAAAAUUAUUGUGUCGGUAUGACAGAGCAAAAGUGCAAUUUUCCUAGAGGAAGGGUUAUGGGUGGCAGCAGUGUGUUGAAUUACAUGAUAGCAACAAGAGGCUUUCUAGAAGACUAUGACAAAUGGGCUGAAAUGGGCAACGAAGGAUGGUCCUAUAGCGAGGUUUUAAAAUAUUUCAGAAAGUUGGAGAAUGUCCAUAUCGAUGAAUACAGGCGCAGUAAAUUACGAGGUACUAGAGGACCACUUGCUAUAUCCUAUCCACCUUUUCACACGCCAUUGGCAGAAGGUUUUAUCAAUGCUGGAUUUGAAUUGGGUUACGAUUUCAUUGAUUAUAAUGCUGACAAAAAUAUUGGAUUUUCAUACAUUCAAGCGACUAUGAGAAAUGGCACAAGAAUGAGCACGAAUCGAGCUUAUCUAUUUCCAGCGAAGAAAAGAAAAAAUUUGUUCGUAUCUAAGUUAAGUCACGUUAAUAGAGUACUAAUAGAUCCAGUAAGUAAAAUAGCUUAUGGUGUGGAAUACAGCAAAGCAAAUAAGACUAUACAGGUGAGAGCGAAGAAAGAAGUAAUUUUGUCCGCCGGUGCUAUAGGGUCACCACAAAUUCUAAUGCUUUCUGGGAUCGGUCCAGCUAAACACUUGGAAGAUCUCGGCAUCAACGUUAUUCAAGAUUUACCAGUUGGUGAAAAUUUAAUGGACCACAUUGCUUAUGGGGGCUUAAUUUUUUUGAUAAAUCAGCCUGUUAGUCUUAAAAUCAGUACAAUGGUCAAUUCUUUAAAUUCAUACAUGAAUGACUAUUUCAAUAAUAAAACUGGUCCUUAUGCCAUUCCUGGUGGUUGCGAAGCCUUGGCUUUCAUAGAUGUCGACAAGCCUGCUGACCCUGAUGGAACUCCUAAAGUUGAAUUAUUGUUUAUUGGAGGCUCUAUCAUUAGCAACCCUCAUUUUCAAAAAAAUUUCGGCAUCUCAGAUGAAUACUGGGAAAAAAUGUAUGCAGAGCUUACUUCCCGCCACUCAUGGACAAUUUUUCCAAUGUUAAUGAAACCAAAAAGUAGAGGCCAAAUUUUACUUCGAAAUAAGAAUCCAGAGUCCAAGCCUAGAAUAUAUGCCAAUUACAUGACCCAUCCAGACGACGUAAGAAUAAUAAUUAAAGGAAUAAGAGCAGCUAUUGAAAUAAGUAAAACCGAAAGUAUGCAGAAAUUUAAUUCUAAACUUUAUAAUCAACCUAUGUACAAAUGUGAAAAGUAUAAGUAUGGGUCAGAUAAAUACUGGGAAUGUGCUGCGAGGACAUUUCCUUUUACGAUUUAUCAUCAAAGCGGUACGUGUAAAAUGGCUCCUGAAAAUGAUGAAACAGGCGUUGUCAACCCAAGAUUACAAGUAAAAGGAAUUAAAAAUUUAAGGGUAGGAGAUGCUUCAAUCAUGCCGGAGAUCAUUGCUGGCCAUACUAAUGUUCCAACUAUAAUGAUAGCAGAAAAACUAGCCGAUAUGGUGAAAGAGGACUGGGACUUACUUCCUAAAGGAAAUGAUUAGACUAUUAUUAGACUGUAUUAGCGAAGUGUUCGUUUGUGCGAAAAUAGUAUAUGCAAAUUUAUUUUUAUACUUUAUCUAAUUACUGCGAUUACAAGAAACCGUUACUAUUUUUUUCAUUAAAAACAAGUAAAUGCUACAAUCUGUCUGGCCACGUAUUUUGGCUAUAAAACAAAAAAUCUUCAUGUUAUGAUAUUAUACCAGACUACAGCAUACAGUAUGUCGCAGAUAAAGCGGAUACGUUUAUUUUUUGGUGAUUCAGAAAAAAAUAGUGUGAGCGAAAAUAAAACGGGGGGAGGGGGUAAUUAAAGGUUAAUCCGAUGGCGGAAAAGUACUCAGGGCAUCUUUCGAUGGUCGAGAAAUACUCGCGAGUAUCUUUUGAUCGUCGAAAAACCCUCCGAGAAUCUUUCGAUCGUCGAAAAAUCCUCCGAGCAUCUUUCGAUGGUCGAAAAACCCUUAGAGCAUCUUUCGAUCGUCGAAAAGCACUCGGAGCAUAUUUUAAUCGUCGAGAAAUUAUCGCGAGUACUUUUUGAUUGUCGAAAAUCACUCGAAGCAAUUUUUGAUGUUCGAGAAACACUCGUGAAUACUUUUCAAUCGACGACGCGGUUUCCAGGAGGAGAUCGCAUAACUUGCUCGUAGCAGACGACGCACUAACCUCGAGUCACGACAGUACGGAAGUGCGUCGCAUGCCGCCGUCUUCGGUUGACGGCGAAAUAUUCCCUCUUCAGAAAUCAAUUUUGAAAAUUGAUUUAAAAUUGAAUAAACACAAGGGUAAUUGUAUAACCGCGGUUUUAAGCAUUAUUUUCCGCAGCCUAUAGAAUGGAAGGGCUUAGAGCACCUUACCUAACUUUUUUUAUGUAUCAUUUUAUUAAACCUAGGGCCGUAAAAAAACCUUACGACUUAGGGAAAAAAGGCUACGGUAACUUUGUAGAACGUGAUUUGACCUUUAAUUAUCCCCCUCAGUUUUAUUUGCGCACACGUUAUUUUUUUCUGAAUCACCAAAAAAUAAAUGUGUUCGCUUUAUCUGCGACAUACUGUAUAUCCAAAACCACGAAUUAGAAAAAUUGCAUUGACUUACGUUAAUUGCAUCACUCAUUUCAUUAGCCUCGAAAAAUGGAACAUACCUGUAAUAAAAAUAAUAAAAUAUUAGGUUAAAAUAGUACAUAGUGUGCCAAGGGCAUAAAGUGGGUGUUUUUAGACCGAGUGUGGAGUUUGCAGUACGAGUCGACACGAGGUAGGAUGAUCCGAAGGCGAGUGCUUCACCGGCCGAAAACGAGUACUGCAACCACAGGAGAUAAAAAAGACCACUUAGCCCCCAUGGUGCACACACCGUAUUUUUGGCAACGCACCGCGGAUUUAUUGUUGUGUUUUUUCGUACGUGUGAAGCGGAAGGUUGACGUAACUAUUUUUUGACACGGCAACUAUGCUCUUGUUCGAUCAUUCUAGGAAAGUAAAAUUCAAACUCUUGCAAACAAUAAAUAAAUAAUGCAAAUACAUCAAA